AGUUGUAAACAAAUUCUUAACGAUUGGUAACUGGAAAUGGAAAACGGAAAGGCUUUCAGCUGAUUGUUUCAGAGGGUAUAUAACGAAAUGUCGAGUCGUUGCACGUCGCAUUUUACCGAAUGAACAUUUAAAAUGCAAUUGGUGAACUUCCUGUGGAUUGGUCUUUUGACUGUUCCGCAGGCAUUUGCCUUGGAUGUAUGCACUGGAAAGAAUUUUGGAUAUAAAGCAGCCGAUCCAGCCGAACCUAAUGCAUACUAUCUAUGCCUGGGCUUGCUUGGAAAGAUCAGAAACAACUGUCACGAAGGAUAUCGAUUCAACCUACAAGCUCAAAUCUGCGUCAAAGAUAAUCUACCCACUGCACUUGCAGAACAAGAUGCCAGCGGUGUGAAAAAUGAGUUCAACAUCAAUCAGAAUAUAACCCUAGAUAGACCAAUUAUUUUCAAUUUCUUUGGCUCUUUUUGGAAUAAGCCUCCUAAGCCACCAAUUCCAUGGCCAACACAUGCACCAAAGCCCCCAAUCACCUCGACACCUGCAUCUAUCGCUUCUACCAGUGACGAUCUGCAAUCCACACUAACACCUGGUGAGCUAACGACAGCGACUGAACCUUUACUGGGCUCAACUGAAAGCAUCAGCUCAAGCCCUGGGGCUUCAUUUUCAACCGCAGCAUUUACAGAAUCUUUGGAAAGUUCAACUGAAAGCUUCAGCUUAAGCUAUGAUGAAUCCUCUUCAACUUCAGAAGUUACGGAAUCAACUGAGAGUUCAACUGAAAGCUCCAGCUCAAGCUCUGAGGCAUCCUCUUCAACUUCAGAAGUUACGGAAUCAACCGAGAGUUCAACUGAAAGCUCCAGCUCAAGCUCUGAGGCUUCAUCUUCAACUUCAGAAGUUACGGAAUCAACCGAGAGUUCAACGGAAAGCUCUAGCUCAAGCUCUGAGGCUUCAUCUUCAACUUCAGAAGUUACGGAAUCAACCGAGAGUUCAACUGAAAGCUCCAGCUCAAGUUCUGAGGCUUCAUCUUCAACUUCAGAAGUUACGGAAUCAACAGAGAGUUCAACUGAAAGCUCCAGCUCAAGUUCUGAGGCUUCAUCUUCAACUUCAGAAGUUACGGAAUCAACCGAGAGUUCAACUGAAAGCUCAAGCUCAAGUUCUGAGGCAUCUUCUUCAACUUCAGAAGUUACGGAAUCAACUGAGAGUUCAACGGAAAGCUCUAGCUCAAGCUCUGAGGCUUCAUCUUCAACUUCAGAAGUUACGGAAUCAACCGAGAGUUCAACUGAAAGCUCCAGCUCAAGCUCUGAGGCUUCAUCUUCAACUUCAGAAGUUACGGAAUCAACCGAGAGUUCAACUGAAGACAGAUCGACGGAAGAGAUCAUCUACGAGGAACCAACUACAAGCUUAUCGUCAAUAGAAUCGACGUCUGAAAUAAACAUUCUUAGCUCUAAGAAACCCAAAUCUACAGAGGAUCCAAAAGAAGAUUCAUGGAUCGAUUCUUACUCAAGCUUAUCAACAACCGAAGAUCGUGAUGACAUAUCCAGCAGCGUAAAACGAAGACCUGAAAUAGAUUAUCUAUCGGAAAUAGAAGAAAUUUCCGAAUGCAACUCUCUGCCAAGUGGCUCCUAUCUAAGAGAUCCAAGGUCCUGCAACAGAUUCUAUAUAUGUUCAAAUGGACGCGCUAUUUCCCGCAGCUGCCCGCCAAGUCUAUAUUUCGAUAUUCAGAAAAGGGUUUGCAAUUUCCCCAGUUUAGUAAAAUGUGUGAUUGAUAAUAAGGGAAUCAGCAAGUCACAUAAAUCUUCAUCAUUACAUAAAGACCAUCUAAUUAGUAUCCCCGACAUAGAAAAGCCAAUCCUUAAAGCACCAAUUUCAUCCUAUGAACCAGCCAAAGGCAUCUCCAAAGAUACAUCUAAACUGAACACUAAAACGGAUAUAUCUAAUGACUCAUCGUUUUCUGAAGUUGAGGACUCUUCAGAUUGUAAGGGCUUGCCAAACGGAUCAUUCCUAAGGGAUUCAAAGUCUUGCGGCAAGUUCUACGUAUGUGCAAAUGGCCGUGCUAUACCCCGAAACUGUCCCGGAUCUCUUUUUUUCGAUAUCAAGAAGAGGGUUUGCAACUUCCCCAGUUUGGUAGACUGCUCGACUGAUAACAAAUAUAGCUAUACGGUUAAGAACCCAGCGUCCUCUCAAAACGUUAACAAUGCAAUUGUUGACAAAACGGAAGAAGCCUCCAAAUUUAUUCCAGACUGUAGCUCCGUAGCAAAUGGUGUUUAUAUUCGGGAUCCUAGGUCCUGUAACAAAUUCUUUGUAUGUGCUAAUGGCCGAGCCAUACCACGACAAUGUCCCAAAGGCCUUUAUAUAGACAUAAAGACAAAAUUCUGCAACUUCCCGAGUCGAGUACAAUGUUCUAUUGAUAGUACCGAAAAUUUACCAAUUCUAUCCGCUCCAGUGGCAGGUCACCUCGAUUGUAGCGAUAAAGCGGACGGUUCCACCAUACGCGACUCAAAGAUGUGCAAUAAGUAUUACGUCUGCUUGAAGGGAACUCCAGUAACCCAUUUCUGUUCACCUGGAAAAUGGUUUGACCUCAACCGAGAAGCUUGCGAGCUAAAGCGCAUGGUAGAUUGUAAUAACUGAGAGAGAUGCGAUAGUUAUAUAACAAUAAUAUAACUGUAUUAUAUAUGUGGUGAAGGGGAAUAUUAAUUAUAUAAGGCAAGUGGCGUAUUUUAGCGUAAUCUAAACAAUAUAUUAUAGAUUUGGAAACGGUGUUUGUUAUAAAUAACUUAACUAUAUUAUAAAUAUAACGUUAUCCAGUGUAUUACGACAGAGUAUUAUCCUACUCGCUAGUCUUUUACAGGGAAUAAAUUUUCUGAUUACUAUA
Drosophila innubila is the source of this 2860-nucleotide messenger RNA. Its product is annotated as probable GPI-anchored adhesin-like protein PGA55. The transcript has 4 exons. Lineage: Eukaryota; Metazoa; Arthropoda; Insecta; Diptera; Drosophilidae. Bases 133 to 2616 code for a protein of 827 amino acids. The record is from RefSeq and is a predicted model, not a curated record. Gene Ontology annotation, cellular component: extracellular region. Gene Ontology annotation, molecular function: chitin binding.